UCGUAAACAAACAAGAGAAAGAAAGAGAAAAAGGAGACUGACAAACCCUUCAAAGUGGUAAAUUAAGAGAAAUUAAGGGAAGGAGAGAAGGAGACGGAACACGACAGAGAAGGAGAAGUGGAGGAGGUCGAGAAAAACACCCAAAAUUAACAACCACAAUGUCGGUACAGAUAGAAAAGCGGCGAUAUGACUGCGCCGCGCUUCCCAAGGGCUGGAAGAGGGAGGAGGUACUGAGGAAGACGGGAUUAACUUCGGGGAAAGUCGAUGUUUAUUACUACAGUCCAAAUGGAAAAAAGUUCAGAAGCAAGCCUCAGCUGGCCAGAUAUCUUGGAGACACAGUGGACUUGUCGUCAUUUGACUUUCGGACGGGAAAAGUCAACCCCAUGUUGGUAAGGAAGAAUAAAAAGCCAAGAGGAACUCUGUUUGACUACAGUCGUGGAAUGCGGAAUGAUGCAUCACUGGUACCACCCAUCCGCCAAACAGCUUCGAUAUUCAAGCAGCCUGUAACUGUAAUUAAAACACAGCCAUCAAGUAGAGUGAAGCUUGAUAUGAAACAUGGUAUACAGGAUAAGCCAAAACAGUUAUUCUGGGAAAAGAGGCUCCAGGGCCUCCAGGCCUUUGAUGCACAGACAGAAGUCCUCAGGAAUGUGGACCUGCCAGCUGCCCUUCAAGGCGUGGGGCCCAAUGUGGAGGAUCAGACUGUCUUGCAGAGUUUAGCAACUGCCUUGCAUUUACAUCCCGGUCCCAUCACAGGUCAGACAGAAGCAAAGCAGAGCCUUGAGAAAAAUCCGGGCGUCUUUGUUAACCCAAAUCAACCACUUGUUGCAGCAGUCACCAUCCAGGACGAAGACAUAGUCCAGCAAGAGGAAAGGGUAGACCAUGCAAGGCAGCAGUUGCAGGAGGCUCUGAAGGGACUAGAGCCGUGAAAAACAACAAGAAAAAGAAUGGGAUAUAAGGAGUAAUAUCUUGAAAAUAUAAUUGCAAACAUUACCUGUAACUACAUACAUAAAUACUAUAUAAGGUACUUUGUGUGUACGAAUAUGCAAAUUUUUGUUCUUUUUUAUUUUUAUUUUUUUUAUACAUGUGAGAGUUGAUGUCAUAAAAUGUUGAAGUUCAUCUGCUAAAUAGGAAGUAAAUGUUUAUUAAAUAAUUUAGUGCCAUGCAAAAUUAUUGGGAUAGGUAAUAACAGUGUAAGGUUUAUAAUAGAAUAAACCUUCCAAUAAACAUAAAAUGGGAUAAGAUUUUCUAUUUAAAAAGUUUUAACAAAAGAACUAGACCUGAUAAUCAUCAGUAAAGAAGAUAUGUUCAUUGAAUUGCAUUAUCCUUGGCCACAUGUUCUAUAUAUAUAUGUGUGUGUAUGUAAGAAAAUUAUUUUCUUUUAUCCAUUCGGGUUUGGUAAAGUAGAGUUCAAGAGUGGAAUGGAACUAGUGUAGAUCUAGGCAAGUAUUUUCUCUCAUUAGACAUUUUCUUUUCUGUUAAAAUCUGUCUGUGCUCCUACAAAACAAAAAAGUGAGAUAUAUUUAUAUAUUUAAGGUCUUCAUGAUUGGCCUAUUCAUUUGUAAAAUAGUUAAUAAAAAUAAUGUCUCUA
This is a messenger RNA of Penaeus indicus, 1588 nucleotides long. RefSeq names its product methyl-CpG-binding domain protein 2-like (gene MBD-like). The transcript is spliced from 6 exons. Bases 159 to 926 code for a protein of 255 amino acids. The record is from RefSeq and is a predicted model, not a curated record. NCBI's taxonomy places the organism in Eukaryota, Metazoa, Arthropoda, Malacostraca, Decapoda, Penaeidae. Gene Ontology annotation, cellular component: nucleus. Gene Ontology annotation, biological process: DNA methylation-dependent constitutive heterochromatin formation; negative regulation of transcription by RNA polymerase II. Gene Ontology annotation, molecular function: methyl-CpG binding.